Molecule: messenger RNA, 11139 nt
Organism: Hippoglossus stenolepis (Pacific halibut)
Lineage: Eukaryota; Metazoa; Chordata; Actinopteri; Pleuronectiformes; Pleuronectidae
Product: MAM domain-containing glycosylphosphatidylinositol anchor protein 2
Exons: 18
Coding region: 949-3843 (964 amino acids)
Cellular component (GO): membrane
Source: RefSeq, a predicted model, not a curated record
GAGCGAAGCCUCUCCCAUACAGAUGAGCGCCCGGGAGCCACGCACCUCUUGACGUAGCCACAGACCGUUUGCGGUGCCACUCGGGCUCCGUCAGCACGUAUUGCGCAACGUGACCGAUGCUCAACUGGCUCCGCGGCGGGGAAACAUCCGGCUCCCACCGUCGCGUGAAUCCAUCAGGGAAGGGGGAAAAGUGAUCUCGGAACGCCGGGACAUCAGCGGCGAACGCCUCCGAGGCGCCUGGAGGAGAAGCCGUGCGCCGCCGCUGCUCACCGGACUGAACCCUCCCCUCGUCGUCGCCACCGGGAGAGAUGAGUUGAGCGCGCGGCGUCGGCGGUGCAGUCGUGAUGUGACUGUGUGAGCGCACGAUCCUCCGCUUGACGACUUUAUCCACCGGGACAUGAUGGGAACGGGGAGAAUUUGAGUGAGGCUGAGGUGAUGGCUUCGUGUGACAGCGUGCAGUCAGUGCAGCAGCAGCAGCAGCAUCCGCGGAGCGAGCCGUGGCCACAGCUGGAAUAGAGAAGCAAUGUCCGUGGGUACCGAGCCUCCCUCACCCCGUUGUCAGCAGCGUCUGUGCGCGCCCUCGGUUAUCCUCCCCGGGGGUUUUCGCUAAAGACGAAGCUCACACUGUUUCCCCCCCCUUGUGAGGAGGAGGGCAUCCACCUGGAGGAGAGGAGAGGUCGCUGUUUGAGAUAAGGCCGGGCUCCGCAGCGCGCUCCCCGCAUCCUCCGCGGCGCCACUGUGCCGCCAGCGCUGCGCUAUUUUGACUUAAUGGCACUGGACAUCCAAACCAUCCCCACCUGAGUCUUUAAAUACCUUCACAGCCACUGUCGGUCGACGUGAGGACCAGAGCAGCGCAGCGUCUAUGCACCUCAGUUAGGCUGCACCUCCCCGGAGAGGACUUCUUGCCAUUGAGAGCUGGAUAUGCAGAGAUUAACGUGAAAAAAAAGGAUGGAUCUAAUUAUCUGUGUUUGGGGGCUGCUGGCGCUGAUCGUGGAGGGCAUCCGUUGCCAAGGAGUGUAUGCACCCCCGACUGUUCGCAUUAUACACUCAGGGCACGCCUGUAAUGUGGAGGAGGAGCGGCACACCGAGAGAGUCUACACCAUCCGGGAGAGAGAGACCCUGGAGCUCACCUGUUUGGUUACGGGGCAUCCGCGGCCACAUAUCCGCUGGACCAAGACAGCCGGCAGUGUGUCGGACCGCUUCCAGGACUCCAGUGUGUUCAAUGAAACGUUGCACAUUUCCAAGAUCCUGAGGACCCAGGGAGGUCGCUACUACUGCAAGGCAGAGAACGGCCUCGGCUCGCCCGCCAUCAAGUCCAUCAGGGUGGAUGUCUACUACCUUGACGACCCGGUGGUGACCGUGCAUCAGAGUAUAGGCGAGGCUAAGGAACAGUUCUACUACGAGAGGACCGUGUUCCUCCGCUGCGUGGCCAAUUCCAACCCGCCUGUCCGCUACAGCUGGCACCGCGGGAGGGAGGUCCUGACGCAGGGCUCGGACAAGGGCGUGGAGAUCUACGAGCCAUUUUUCACGCAGGGGGAAACGAAGAUUCUCAAGCUGAAGAACCUGCGGCCUCAGGACUACGCAAACUACAGCUGCGUCGCCUCCGUCAGAAAUGUGUGUGGGAUCCCCGACCGCAGUGUCAUCUUCAGACUCACCAAUAAGACAGCCUCCCCAUCCAUCAAGCUGCUGGUGGAGGAUCCCAUCGUGGUCAAUCCUGGCCAGACGGUAUCGCUGGUGUGCAUCACCACAGGCGGGGAGCCUCCCCCCAUGCUCACCUGGCUCAGCAGUAAUGAAAGCCUGCCGCAGAGGAGCGUAGUGAAGGGGGGUACGCUCACGCUGCCCGCCAUCUCCUCAGAUGAGGCGGGGGUGUACAGCUGCGUGGCCAGCAACAAUGUGGGAAACCCGGCGAAGAAGUCCACCACCAUUGUUGUGCGAGCUUUGAAAAAGGGACGAUUCUGGAUCACUCCUGACCCCUACCACAACGACGACAACAUACAGAUUGGACGUGAAGUCAAGAUAUCUUGUCAGGUGGAAGCGACCCCACCAGAGGAGCUGACGUUUAGUUGGCUGAAGAACGGGCGUGGGCUGCGGAGCUCGGAGCGUAUGGUCAUCACCCAGACGGACCCUGACAUCUCCCCAGGGACCACCAACCUGGACAUCAUAGACCUCAAGUUCACCGACUUCGGCACGUACACCUGCGUGGCCGCUCUGAAGGGAGGAGGCAUCCCCGAGAUCAGCAUCGACGUCAACAUCUCAUCCACAACUGUCCCUCCUCUGUUUUUCUCUUUCUUAGUUCCCCCCAACCUGACAGUCCCUCGGGGCAAGUCCCCCCUGGUGGCCCGCGAGGGUGACACAGUGGAGCUGGAGUGCCUUGUUUCAGGAAAGCCCAAGCCCAUCAUCCUGUGGUCGCGAGCAGAUAAGGAGGUGCCGAUGCCGGACGGCAACAUGCAGAUGGAGAGCUAUGAUGGCGUGCUGCGUAUUGUUAAUGUCUCCAGGGAGAUGACGGGCUCGUACCGCUGCCAGACCAGCCAGUACAAUGGCUUCAACGUGAAGCCCAGAGAGGCCGAGGUGGAGCUGAUCGUACAAUACCCGCCGACAGUGGAACCGGUUUACAGCGAGAUGCGUCAGGGCCUCGGGAGACCUGUGGUGAUGACCUGCAGGGUGCUGCGAGCCCACCCCUCCCGUGUGCUAAGAUUCGAGUGGCUUCUAUCAAACCGGCUGCUCCACGCCGGAGCAUUCGACGCCCAAAAAGAUGAGACGGAGUACACGAUCCGCAGCCUCAACCGCGACGGCUGGGGGGAGUACACCUGUAAUGUCAUCAACGAGGCCGGUGCAGGCAAAUGCACCUUCCAGGUCACAGGAAAGGCCUUCGCCCCUGAGUUCUACUAUGACACCUACAGCCCUCUGUGGCAGAACCGACCCAGAAUCUACGGCUUCAAGCUCCAGUGGACCCAGAUGAACCCCAACGCUGUGGACCGCAUUGUUGCCUACAGACUUGGCAUCAAACAGAUGGGGUUGCAGCGCUGGUGGGAACAUGAGAUCCCUGUGGAUGGAGCAAUCAACAAAGGGGAGCUCAUGACGCACAACCUGACUGAGCUGAUAAAGCCUGAGUCCUUUGAAGUGCGCCUCUGCCCCAUCACGCGGUUCGGAGAGGGUGAUUCCACCAUCCGUAUCAUCACCUACAGCGCUCCCAUCAACCCUCAUCUGAGAGAGUUCCACUGCAGCUUUGAGGAGGAGCCCAUCUGCAUGUUCACCCAGGACAAGAACGAUGAUUUCGAUUGGACACGGCACAGCGCUGCCACCCGUGACACCAAGUACACACCCAACACCGGGCCUAGUGGUGAUCGCAGUGAUUCCAAGCAGGGUUUCUACAUGUACAUUGAGACGUCGAGGCCGCGGAAGGAAGGGGAGCAGGCGCGACUCGUAAGCCCGUUCUUCAACGUAGCACCUAAAAACCCCUACGGUAUCACCAACCCACCUGCCUACUGCUUCAGCUUCUUCUACCACAUGUAUGGAAAACACAUAGGAACCCUGAACGCCUUCCUAAAGCAGAAGGGCCAAACGACCUCCGAGGGUCCCGUGUGGUUGCUAAGUGGUAACCAAGGUGACCGUUGGAAGCAGGCCAAAGUAAGCAUCCACCCGACAGCGUCCUUCCAGGUGGUCCUGGAAGGUGUCCGGGGACCGGGUAUCGAAGGAGACAUCGCCAUCGAUGACGUCACGCUGGAGGAAGGGGAGUGUCGAGACCCUCCGCCCAAUCUCAGCGCUGAGGCUCCGUCAACAUCCUCCCAUAUAUGGCUGCUAUGCAUCACCCUGGUGAUGACCCUCCUCGAAGGUCAGAGGUGACCCUCCUCUCCGUCACCUCAGAGGCAAAUAUUCAGACCCACCGUCUGUGAGCUAUCCUCGGCAUCCAAUCACCAAAGAUUCAUGCAUCCUGAAAGCAGCAGGGGUCCUCUGACGGACCGCGGAGGGACCCAAAUCAAUAAAAGAGAAAAAAAAUUGUGAUGAAAACGUUACACAAAAAUUAAUAAAGAAGUUGCGCUAAUUUUUUUAAAGAGACCUCUUUUACAGAAAACACUCCUCGGUGCAGGACUCGGGACGUCUUUACGAGCACAAAGACAGGCGGGCCGCGAGUGAAGCCUGGACUUUGGUGAAAGACUUCUCAAGCGUCGAGGGAGGACAGUUUGUAAAGCACAAGAACUAUUUUAUGAAGUCAUGAAAAUAUCUUUGGAGGGAGGCGGAAUAUAGACUCUGCUGACUUUUUCAAAUGGAAAUAACAUUUCCCUGCUUACGAAUACACGGAGUCAGACCUUUCUCUGUGUAUCUUUAUCUUCAUUUUCUUGCACCAGAUGCCAAUCCCCCCCGACACUUGUUUUUCACUCAAGCCCAGCCUCACAUCACAUCCUGGCAUUUCCUUAUCUGCUUGGUGCUGUACUGUAGAUAAACAAGGACUCCGGCAACUUUUUAGUUCUGUCUGCUUACUCCCCCUGUAGCUGCCUAUGUAUCUUUUAACACUGUGCUCACGAGUCCAAGUGGCCAACCGACGGAAUGGUGGCAGAACAAUAAACGAAGGAAGAAUCAGCGAAGGUGUAGACAGCUGGACUGGAGGGCAGAAGAAGGUUCGAGCUUGUGAGUUGAAAUAAGAGGAAGGGGCGGAAAGAGGGGCGGAGGGAGGAAGAGGAGGAACAGGCAGAGAAAGGUCAGAUUAGUCAGGCCUGACUCCGAUAUUCAGUCAGCGGUCCACCUGUGGAGCCGAAGCCACUUUACUUUCUGCCAUGAAACAAAGUGCCUUCAGAUUACAAACCGAAUCGUGAGCCUGGGCGUUAACCAACAUCGAACACAUCUCUGUUCAUGUUUCCUCUGAUGGGCUAUUUUCUACAUGUUUCUUUUGCCCCACAAGUGCUGAUGGGAGGACACACGCGUUCAGAGGGAAUACGGGGGGGUCGCGCAACACCUGGAUCUUACUGCUGACGAUGGGACAGUUGCCAGUGUGUGUGUGUGUGUGUUUGUAUGCGAGUGUGUGUCUGUGUGCGUGCAUGCGCCCAAGCCUAUGCCUACGCGUAGUUCAAUGUGGGGGCAGCCGCCCGGGCGGUGCUGGCAGACCCCGAGCACAGGUUUGGAAACAGUUUGGAUCAAAAGCAGCGGCAACGGUGAGAGUGAGGCCCUGGAUCUUUUUUGCAUAAGGAUAGUUUAAGAUCAGGCAGGAGGAUAAAGACACUUUGUUGAAUUAAUUCCCAACUCUCUUCCCAUAAUUCUCCCUCUCUUUGUUUUUUUUGAACAAAAGAAAAGAACAACUGCUGAAUAAAACAUUGUGUUGUACAGGGAGGGGAGUAGGAACCUUUGGACUGCAGGCUCUGCAUUAGGGGGAUUGGCCUCGCCCCUGUGCUCCACCAUUUAUAUGGAACAAUAUGAGAAUAAAAGAUAAUAAUGACCAUAAUAAUAGUCAUGAUAUUUUAUUACUCUAGCGAGAAUGUUUCUCUGCUUUUACACAAACUGUGAAGAUUGACUGUGGAAGAUCUACCUGAGACCAUAACCUUAACCAGCGGGGUUUUUAAAAAAUGUAUUGUAAAAAAGAGAAAAUAAGAAAAUGAAAAAUUCCGUUCAUUGUUGGUUAUGACAAAUGUUUUGAGGACUUGUGUCUUGUUUCUUAUUUUUUCCGUUGAAGAUGACUUAACUUCCUUUCUCUUCUUGUUGUCUCCCUUUGCAUUGCUGAAGUAUCAAAGCCGAUGGAAGCAUAAGAACCAAUUUGGUAACUGUAUAACUUGUAAAUGUUAAAGAAGCUCUAUUCAAAGGUUUAUGAUAAAUGUUUUAUGUUGGAGUACAGGAAGCACAACAGUUCAAGGUCUCGACAUAUAAAAUCCAUUUCAUAUUUCUCCGCACAUGCGUGACCUACUUUCACAACUUCAGGCUUCACCACACUUCGGAAACAAAUCCACACUUAACGGCGAGUUGUUCCAUUUGUUCCUCGUUAAAUUCAUAUUUAUAGUGCGACCACAAUGCAAGGAGACACGAAGGGAAGCCAGUCAGUGGAUGAGAUCUUCAUGAAACGUGACGGGGGGGGGGGGUUUAAAGGUUCAUGGUGUUGUGGUUGCUCAGCGUAUGUAGCCUCUUCAGUGGAAGCCUGGGUCGGUCCAAGUGGGUCACGUACAUGUGUGAGCAUAAAGCUGUGUACAAAUAAGUGUGAAAAGAAACUGAUACAUGUAAAGAAGAUAAAUAUGCGAAGCAAAACAGAGCAGAAUGAUGAACAUUUCAGGGCAUCCGUACCAUAGCAUUAUGGUCUGUACGAUAUUAUUACAGAGAUGUUGGUAUUAUAUGCUGUCCAUUUCUCUUUUUCUUUUCUUUUAUUAGAUAAUUUCAGACGUUUUCUUUUUUUUCAUUUCCGUAUUUUGAUUUCCAUGAGGCCCAGAUCAAAAUGAAUGUAAAUGGAGUUCUGGGGACAGUUGUUCUUUUUUUUCUUACGGUCUUACUAGAUGUAAUGUUUUACUAAAACAUAUGUUAUUUUUGCGGGGAUGUGCUUUCGAUGAUGAGAACUUUCAGACUCUCCCAGGCUGUUUCGGACACAUCGAGAACCGGACGUCCAUCCGACCCUUGACACAGACUUUGACACAACUUCCAAAAAUAGAAGUUCAGAUAAAAUCAUCCAUUAGCUCUAUCGCUAUAUCCUUCUGUAGUAUAGUAUGAUUAAAAGUGCCAAAGUGCCCCGUGUAGUUGUCAGUGUUACUAAGUCUGGAGUUUCUGAAGACGGUUUUGGGAACUGUUUCUGUUACAGCCACCCUGAGCACUUGGUCUCUUAUUCAUGACGUGAGCAGAAAAGCAGCAGAUGAUAUGAUGAGAAAUUUACUUUUAAACAAAUUGUAAGAAUUUACAUGACAUUAAAAAAAAGCUAUGGUAUUUGGUAUUGUUGUCAGUGGUCUGAGGGAACACGGUUUCAUUUUUCACAUAACUGCCUUGUGUUUGAUUCAGAUUUAUUAAUCCCAGGGGAGUCAUUCAUUUCCACCGUUAGUAGAAUUAGAUGAAAACAUCAGUACCGUCACAUAUCUGUCCAUUAGUUAGCUAAGCUUAUCUUAGGACAGUAAACUCUCAGCAGCUCCUUGACUGUUCACUAGUUAACACUUUAUAUAUCUUUUGUUUAAUCUGUGCAAAAACUAAAGACUAAAAACAAGUUUCAUAUUGGUUGUCACAAAACGAUGUCAGGAAGUCACUGCUUGUGGCCAAGAAAUAGUCGUGCAAUAGUAACUAAUGUGUGUAAAACCACAAAUGGUUGUACAUUUUUUGUACAAAUUAAAUAACUGAGAUAUAUGAUUUUUUCAUUCUCCGUUAGCUGCAUUGAGACUUCCUGCUAAGCCAGGCUAACUGGCUACUGGUAGAUUCAUAUUAAAUGUAAGGAUAUAAAAGAUAUUUGAUCUUAUUCUGGAUAAGCCAGUUAAUAAGUGUAUGUCUCUAAAUGUCAAACUACUCCCUUUUGCACUGAGCUAGAACCAGGAGGUGAGCUCGCUUGGCUCUUUUCAAAGUUCACAAAACAUAUUUCCCAGCACCUUUAAAUCUCGAUAAUGAACAAGUAUUUCAGAAAAUAUCAAACUAUUGCUUUAUAACAACGGAGUUUAAAAGUAUGCAAAACUUCCCUUUCAAUUAACAUACUAAAAAGAUCAUUUUUUUGUAGGUCGUAAUUAUGUCGGUUUCCGAAAAGAUGAAAGACCUCAUCUCAUCCUAACUUUGUGGUGUAUUAAAAAUGGGGUACAUUCAUACACAUCUGCAAAAUCUUCAUCUGUGUGAAGGAAAUAUUGUCUCAUUUUCCCAGAGUCGCAACUGAAAUUAGACGGUGAAAUGCAUAAUUAUUUGUGUUGAUGGUAAAACAGCUCCCACCGUAUCGUUGAGUUAGGUUUCUGUCGUGUCAGCCUCUGCCCUGUAGUGCAUACGAGGGACGUGAGCCCGGUGAGUGGCUUACACACUCUGCCCUGUUUAUUGAUAACAGUCUUCUAAGCUCCUUCGAAGUACAAUUGGAGGGGAUUAACAGUUUUUGAAUAUGUAAAUGUGACAGUUUGCUUUCUCGCAGUGUUCGCUGUACUUCUGUAGCUGUGGAAGUAGCGUUUUGAUUGGUUUAGGGCUGAAUGUGCUCCGAAUCUUUUUUUUCCAGACGUGAGGUUUUCCCCACCAGUACAGACAGUAAAUAGCCGAUCAGAUGUUUCUUACAGCAGCCACAGAAAGUUUUACACGUGUAGGAGCAUAAAACUUAAGUGCUCAAACCGAUGUGGUGAUAGUGCCAUAUUUUUUUAUAGAUGUUAUAAAAAAUAAAAUGACCUUUUUUUCUGUUUUCCUCUUGUAGACCUUUCAUGAUAAAAUAAAAUGGCAAAAUCUCUAUUUAUUAUAGAUUUUUUCUAUAAAUUGAUAGUUUAUUCUGUCAGUACUGCAAUCCAGUACCACUGACUAGUCAUAAACACUGCUUUGAUUUAAUACAGAUUAUUAAAGUAUAAGAGCAGGCGGAGCAUUGAGGUCAUAUCCACACUAAGUGGCUGCCUUACAACCACUGGCUUAAAUAGCUGACUAAUAAAGUCCAAUUAGGGCUGGACUAUAUUUCCAAAAAUGUUAGUGAGAUACAAUUUUCAGAUUGUUCAAUAUCGAUAAUCAUUACAAUAAAAGUCAAAUCUUUCCUUUUAUUAAGAAUUCAUUAUUUUCUCAUAUAGUGUAAAGACGGUUCCUGAGUGACGGUUGUGGUUUUAAACUCGUCUUUCUGAGGUCAAUCUGUGUCAUACCUCCUCACUGUGCUCACACAGAACAUACACAUUAUAUCCAUAUAUACUUUGUUUUAUUGCUAUUGAUGACAAUUAUAUCACAAUGAUUAUUGUUGUUGUUUUAUCUGCCAGCCCUGCAUCCAACCAGCAGAGCGUCGCUUUUAUAACCAGAUACUUCUCACUAUAACUGCUGAUACAUUUUCUAUAAAUCCUCAAUUCCUCAACAUGCCUCAGACCAAACUAUACAGAUUUACUGUUGACGUCACGAUUAAUUUAUCUAUGUUUUCAUUUGUGAAGUUGUACAUUGUGAUAAAGUUUUGAUCCUAUUAUAUUUAUACCCUCAUAUGUGAGUAACUGUACACGAGGUGGACAAAGUUUCAGGUCAUCUUCCAGUAUGAUGUAAUCGGGUGAAACCAACAGAAAGUGCAGCCCUGAAAAUUUCACUGGAAUUAUAAAAACACAAAAAAAGUAAAAAAGUAAAGCUGUGCUCUCAGCAAACACAGAACCUUAAGAAAUAUGGGGUUCGAGUUGGUAGUAUCGCACUGCUAUACAUUUUAAUGGUCCCAGUGUAAGCUAGAAAUUGCCUUUUUUCCUUUGUAGCGCUGCUGAAAACAAACAACACAAAUCAAUCUUUAUUGCAUGGGAAGAGGCAAUAACCAUUUGGUGGAUGGGAGGAGGGAGGCAGUAUAUGCUGGGCAGGGUACACAGACAGAGAUGGUGUUUUCCUCUUUGAAUGCAGUUUCACCUUGCAGCACUGAAAACAUUUGACCUGCUUCCUUUGUGUCACGUAAAUAUUCACAUUCAUCAAACUGGAAAGAAAACAACAGCGUUGGAUACUGUGAGGUCCUGGAACACUGAGGAAACAAACAAGGCCUCGUUUUCAAUGCUGUUUCAUAUUAGAUUCUGUUUUAAAAAAGCAAAAGAUGAUUUCCUUUGUGCAUCGAUAACUUCAUGAAUGAAUUAUGCGGUUGUGCAUGAAUGUACCCAGUGCUUACAAUAACACCAUUAUAAUGGAGGUGCUGAAGGAUUUAAAGGCUGAGGUCUGUCGGAGUUAGUGCAGGCUGUAGAUUGAACUUAAUUAAUGUAACAUGCAAUAUGCCUGAACAAUAUUCCCACGUUCUUUCGUAAAUUUGAUGAAAAGUAUCCCCGCGAGUACAAGCAUGGCCAGUUGCUAUUUGAGAAAGGAGAAUUAAAAUCAAAACAUUGCCUCAUUGUUGAAAAAGCAAGAAAGUGAAGCUCUGUUCAGUUGUGCAGCUGAACUCAAGCAGUUUCCAAUUAUAUUUCAUUGAACAGUGUUUUUAACGACGUUUAGCUGCAAUCGUCACAUUUUCGCAUUUAACCGCUCGGUGCCGAGUGCUUCGGGGGUCUCUUAAAGGAACAGUCCCCACAUUUCCUUCUGAGCGGAUUUGUUCUCAUUUUCUGUUCGACCUAUGAGAAGGGCUUUGUCACAUCGUGCCAUUCAUCACCCCCGCGAAAAAGAGAGAAGAAAACAUUCAUGAUUGCAGCUGGUCGUCCUAAUUACGACUAUCCAUACCCAGCUCUCUUGGUAUCGAUUCAGCUCAGACGGGCGCCCAACAGGCGGAGCAGCACUGUGGUUUGACCUGCGCUGGCAGAGCCGACAGUCAAAGAGACUUUGGCAGUUUAAAUGUUGCUAUAAAAGACUCAAACAGGGAAGAAAAUGCCACCGUAAACGUGAAACUUAAAUUGCGGUUUCUGAAUAUUUGGUGAAUUUCUUUCACUCCCGCACAAAGGCUUGGCGCUGGUGAGUGACUUGUUGACAGGAGGCCGACUGCAGCCGCGCUAAAGACCAACAAAAAGGUAGACGUGCCCCAGAGAUCUGGUUUUACACUGACAGAAGCCGUGUGAUGCCAAGGCUGCUCCGCCUGACAACUUUAUUAGAGGGGGGGGACUGCCACCUCCCUUGGUAACGGCCUCUUUCUGGUGUAGGAGUGAAUCUCACCUCUUCUCGCUCGUCCGUCUGUCCUCACCUUCUCUCUCACCUGCUCUGAUCAGGAGUCACAGGCCAGGCCGGAGCAACACGUACGCUCACACAGACUCCCCUUCUUUCCAUGUCAGGUUAAUAACCAUCAGUGCAUUUGAAUGUUUGACCCCUGCACACACACACACACACACACACACACACACACACACAUGCUCUUGUCCCCUGGAAAUUACGAGAUUGGCUGCUGUCAUACGGAGGUCGUGGAGGAGGCUGUGUUUCAGUGAUGUUAUCUAUCUUGUUCUGUGCUGACAACCUGUAACGAUGAUGACCUGUCACUCUUCUCUGUUUUCUGCUCUAUAUUUAUAUAAAGUAUGAUCAGGCUUCUUUUUUCACUGUAUUUCUUUGAAUUUGUCACCCAUUUUUUGUGCCAUACCUGCAACUAAUGAAAAAAUAAAGAAAAGGAAUAUUUUA